Messenger RNA from Pyrenophora tritici-repentis Pt-1C-BFP, 2088 nucleotides. RefSeq names its product SWAP multi-domain protein. NCBI's taxonomy places the organism in Eukaryota, Fungi, Ascomycota, Dothideomycetes, Pleosporales, Pleosporaceae. The record is from RefSeq and is a predicted model, not a curated record. Gene Ontology annotation, biological process: RNA processing. Gene Ontology annotation, cellular component: nucleus. Gene Ontology annotation, molecular function: RNA binding.
AUGUCGUUCAAGUUCUCACUAGGGGCUGCGAAAACCGGCAAGGCGCCAUUGAACGCCAAAGCAAAAGAAGAGGCCGAAGCGAAGGCGCGCGAAGAGAAGAAUGCCCUGGAUAAGGUCAUGGCCGAUCUCGAGGAGGAACACGGAGCUAAAAAGAGUGUAUUGGGAGAGCCGGAGCGUCAGCAAGAGACUGAAGAAGUUUUCGUCCCGACAGGGAGCAAGAGGCAUUUCACAGGCAGGGCGCGCACUAUGAAGAGCGGACCGGGUACACUCGAAGCUGAGCCUUUCGAUGGCUACUCAAGACCAGGCCCAGGUAUGGGAAGACUCGCGCCGCAGGUUCCCUCGAAAUUUGCAAGGGCAAUGCCUACAGGUCCCGCUGCGCAAGAUGGCUCCAAGCAGGCGGAGAAUGUAUACACGACGGUCGUAGCAAAAGCCUCAAACCUACCACCCGCAAUCGACCCCCGUCGCGUGGAAGAACUAUUCGCUGCAUUCCCCUCACUCAAGGUCACAAGGGUUGAGAGGGUUCCACCACAGGGCCCCGCCGCGAGCGGUCGGCCGUCCGCAACGAUGAAGGUCGUAUUCGACAAGGAUGUGACUGCGCGCGACCUCGACGACGCCAUGAACAAGCUCAACGAUAAGAUGUAUUUGGGCAGGGGCUAUUAUCUACAUUUGGACAGAUAUCUUGGUGGUCGUUCAGUGGAUACCGCACAACGUGCAGAGCCCUUUGGCGCACGAUGGCAGGCACCCGAUGUACCCAAAGGCUAUGCGCCCCCUCCAGAUCUAGGCGGUGGUGGAAACGCUAGAAAUAGGCCACGCGAAGACAGGGAGCAGCUCAUAGUCACCGCCAACCAACCCCCGGAUAUCGCUACACUGAAGCUGGUACACCAGACCAUCGAAGGUGUUAUACUUGGUGGGGUUGAGUUUGAGGCUGCUUUGAUGAACGACCCGCAAGUUCAAGAGGAGGAACGAUUUGCUUGGCUCUACGAUCAGAAGCACCCCGUGAACCGAUACUACCGUUGGCGUCUACAUCAGAUUGUUUGCGAUAGCCCCGAUGCCGAGAUCUUCAAGAAUCAUGGCAUCUGGCGAGGUCCAGCAGAUCCACUUCCCCAUGAGUUUGUUGACGAUUUACAAACAUUUGAACCAGAGGACACUCCUAUAGACAGUGAUGACGAAGACGAAAAGGAGAAGCCUCUAUACAAGCCUCUCCCAGUUGGUGACAACUAUCCUGGUCGCGUCGACAAUGGACACGGCAUCAUGGAUCCUAAAUCACGCGCCAUGUUACUAUGGUUGAUCACUCACAUGCCGCCUGGCAGCAUUGUGGUCGACGAAAUCGCAGCUGUUGCUACCUUUGCAAUGGAUCACACCAAUCAAGGCAUGGAUGAGGUCAUUCACAUUCUCGUGUCAAAUAUCAUACAGCCUUUCCAGUUGACGGAGACAAACAUGAAGUUCAAGGGGGAUUUGGACGGAAAGGAUGACAUUCGCCGUCCGGAUCUUCGACAGGUGACUGUGAACGCUCUUCGACUCCUUUCAGAUGUGCUUCUAGUCGCUCCAUCAGGGCCUUCCGGUUCCUACAAAUACAGACAAGCUAUCGGCACAGAGCUCGUGGCCCGCAAAGUCUUUGAGCAUCUCGAGCAACUCCCCACGCAGCUGGAGAUGGGCCGUAUGACUGAGAGGAGCUAUAGAGACGAGGUCAACUCGAUCCUUAGGGUAUGGCAAGAUGAGCGUCUAUUCGACGAGGGUCCUCUCCGCCAUAUCGACGAGGCAUUUAAUGCGCGCGAGAGGCAAAAGGAGGAGGAAGAACAGGCAAAGCGGUUGGCAGAGAAGAGGAAGCGCAAGGGCAAAGUCGUGCGUAGGGCAGUCAGCGCCAGCGCAGAUGAGCAGAGCGAGGACAGGAUGGACGUGGACGACGCGCAGACUCCUGAAGCAGCAACCCCAGAUGCACCAGUCAUGGAGGAACCUGCAGAACAGGCUGUGCCGGAAGAAGUCCCCAAGCCGGCGCCCCAGCCUCUUAUUCCAGGCGAGACGGCAGUGGAGAGGGCUCGCCGGUUACGCCCGAAGGCGGAGGACAUGUUUGCGCUUGACGACGUGUAG